AUGGAUGAUAGGGGGGAUUUCAAUAUGAUAACAUCAGAAGAAGAAAAAUAUGGAGGCUUACCAGGCAGUAUACAGGAAACUCAGGAUUUCAAAUGUUUGGGGAACCUUUUGAUACAGAAUGUAUAUCCAAACAUUGAAAUUGAGCACUUGAUUAGAACUAGUUCUGAUCAUGCCCCAAUGCUAAUUUCUUAUUCUGGGAAUGUGGAACCUAUCAAAAAGCCUUUCAAAUUCCUUAACUUCUGGGUAAAACAUGAUUCUUUCUUAGACACAGUUAAGCAACACUGGAAGGCAGAUUUCAUGGCAAAUCCUUUCAUAUUAUUCCAUCAUAAGAUGAAAAAGGUGAAGGCUGCUUUGAUGGCAUGGAGUAAGAACACUUAUGGGAACAUUUUUCAGGAAAUAGAGUCUUUGGAGGAUGUUAUAAAGGUGCAUGAAGAACAAUAUGAAAUCAAUCCUUCUCCUCAGAAUAGGGAGAAGUUACAUAAAGUCCAGGCAAAAUUGAAUAGAUAUUUGUAUCUUGAGGAGGCUUUCUGGAAACAGAAAGUAGGGAUGCAGUGGUUUGAUGAUGGAGAUAAGAACACAAAAUUCUUUCACACCUAUGUUCAGAGCAGAAGAAAGAGGCUUCACUUUAAGAGAAUGCAGGACCAAAAUGGGGUAUGGUUAGAGGAGAAGGAUGGCAUAGCAGCUGAAGCUAUUAGAUUUCAAGGAUCAAUUAUUUUUAAGCUGAAGGGAGAAAGUGCAGGGGGACCUGAUGAUUUCACUGGCUUAUUCUGUCAACAUUGCUGGAGCAUUAUUGAGGAGGAUGUUACAAAUAUGGUUAAAAGCUUCUUUUGUGGUGCAGAACUGCCAAGAUUUAUAACCCAUACAAAUCUGGUAAUGUUGCCAAAGAAGGAUUUAAUAUACACCUUUUCAGACAUGAGACCAAUCAGCUUGAGUAACUUCAUUAAUAAGGUUUUCUCAAGACUGAUUCAUGAGAGAAUGGCAGAUGGUCUUCAGAAGUUGAUUUCUGCUAAUCAAGAAAGUUUUGUGAAAUGA
Messenger RNA from Lycium ferocissimum, 1032 nucleotides. RefSeq lists its product as uncharacterized. NCBI's taxonomy places the organism in Eukaryota, Viridiplantae, Streptophyta, Magnoliopsida, Solanales, Solanaceae. The transcript has 3 exons. The record is from RefSeq and is a predicted model, not a curated record. The coding region runs from base 1 to 1032 and encodes 343 amino acids.